Messenger RNA from Caenorhabditis briggsae, 645 nucleotides. Lineage: Eukaryota; Metazoa; Nematoda; Chromadorea; Rhabditida; Rhabditidae. The record is from RefSeq and is a predicted model, not a curated record. The transcript is spliced from 4 exons. The coding region runs from base 1 to 645 and encodes 214 amino acids.
AUGCCAAAAACUGUCAAACUCUCAUCCCGUCCCGCGUUCGGCCGACGAAUUCCAGAUGCUACGUCAUCAGACACUCCGCGUGUCUGCGUCUCCACCUAUCUCCUUGAUCCCUCGUCGGACACCCGGUCGGGCUCUUUGUGCAUCCUAAAAGCUGAAAAAAACCAGGACCUGGUGCUGGAAAACGAAAUCAGCACGUCGGCAGGCGUUUUUCGCUUCGACUUUCGGAAUCCGUCGACCGUGGUGGCCGCGUUGACCAACGGAUCGCUUGUCGUGCAAAAAAUCGAGGAGCCAACAUCAUCGGAAACGACGCCAGUCUCGUCGGAUAUGCUUCUAGAUUUGGGUCUUUCCGAUUCGUCGCUAACAAUCACGACAGAUAAUAAAGACACCACUUCUAUUCUUACAGUGGCAAUCGCCGAAUUGAUUCCCCACUUGGCCCUGUUCAUCUCGCUGAUUGGUGCAUUCUCCGGAGCAUCCAUGGCUCUUUUAUUCCCACCGAUUAUUGAGCUACUGACAUCCUAUGCAAAAAACGAGCUGACAAGUGGUUUGUGGGCCAAGAAUAUCCUACUUUUAGGCUUUGCGAUCGUCGGGUUCACCACCGGAACCUAUAGUGCACUGGUGGAAAUCGCCAAAACGUUUUCCGGAUAA